Paraphaeosphaeria sporulosa is the source of this 693-nucleotide messenger RNA. RefSeq lists its product as uncharacterized. The transcript has a single exon. The record is from RefSeq and is a predicted model, not a curated record. The coding region runs from base 1 to 453 and encodes 150 amino acids. Lineage: Eukaryota; Fungi; Ascomycota; Dothideomycetes; Pleosporales; Didymosphaeriaceae.
AUGAGGGACGACACCAAUACAGGCACCACCCACUCUACACUCUCACAAGCUCUCUGCUACUUCUCACUACCUGUCACUUCGACGCAUUUCUCUAUCGAGACCCCCGGCACUACGCCUCUGCAGGCGUAUUCGCCGGAUAUCAUUCCGGAUCCUUACCACCCGCUACUUGCUUCUCGACAACUAUCUCCAGAACACCACAUGGCAUCCACAGACAACUCCUCUCUGCUCCAGUUGCAGACAUCUGCCGCCAAUAGGCCUGCAGCGCGACCAAUCCAGCACGGUGCCUCGUCUCCUGCCAGCUCAACUACGAGCUCCAGCUCAGGUUCUACAAGCCCCUCGACGCUCUGUUGCAGUCGCUGCCGACGCGAAUCCGGCGGCAGCAUGGUCCAGUUUGGCACGAAUCUCUACUACUGCACCCACUGCGCGAGGAUGACGGGCUAUUGCGCAGGAUGAAGGUCCUUGUCUGUCCAACCAACGAACCAAAGCACAUCACGAGAUUUACACAAAACUACUCGACCGUCACAGACGUUUUAAUUAUCUCCUUCACCAAACAAGCCCUAUGCAACAGGAUGCCACCACCGAGAUGAGCUAUCACUGUUCGCGAUCGGAAUAAUGCCGCUACGCGCCCGAUGUUCCAUUGAACCAGCGGACAGGACGGGAAGCUUGUCAUUGGAGCAUGAUGCAGGGCUGUCA